Amphibalanus amphitrite is the source of this 2412-nucleotide messenger RNA. RefSeq names its product ventral anterior homeobox 1-like. The record is from RefSeq and is a predicted model, not a curated record. NCBI's taxonomy places the organism in Eukaryota, Metazoa, Arthropoda, Thecostraca, Balanomorpha, Balanidae. Gene Ontology annotation, molecular function: RNA polymerase II cis-regulatory region sequence-specific DNA binding; DNA-binding transcription factor activity, RNA polymerase II-specific. The coding region runs from base 296 to 1570 and encodes 424 amino acids. Gene Ontology annotation, biological process: cell differentiation; regulation of transcription by RNA polymerase II. Gene Ontology annotation, cellular component: nucleus. The transcript is spliced from 4 exons.
AGAGCGGGCGCCGGAUGUUUGGCCGCCAGAUCCGAUUGUAAGAGCACCGGCGCUCUGCGGAUCGGCGGGCGGCCGGCCGGCCGGCCCGGCGCGGGGGGGCACACGUGCUUGAACGGUAGCCGGCAGCGGGGCGGUGAACGAGAUUUGAUAAACGCGUCAUUCGGUGACGGGCUGGCGCGGCGGGCGGUGGCGGCUAGAGACGUGCCAGAGGACCGAGGACUCGAGGAUCGGAGGAACGACAGGACGACUGGAGGACGAAGGGAGGACUAUCAGCGACUCUUACGGCAGAGGAAAGAUGACCAAGCCGGCGAAGACGGCGUCAGUGGGCGGCGUUGGCGCCCCGCUGUCUCGCCUGUGCGUGACCCCGGCGGCGGCGGCGGCGGCAGCCGGAGGCGCGCCCCUGUGGCCCGGCCUGGCCUCCUUCCCGGGCUACUCGCCACUGUUUGUGCAGCAUCUGCUCAGCCUGCAGGCGGCCGGCACCAGCCUGUUCGCCGCCGCCGCCGACACGGCCGACGACGAGCCGCUCAACCUGACCGUCGGCGCCGCCGACCGCGACCGGGUCAAGGCCGCGCCGGCGGGGGGCGGGGCCGAGCGCGCGGCGACCAAUGGCAGCACGCCGAGCGCGCAGCCCAUCCAGCGGGUCAGCCCGGCCGGCCAGAAAGAUCGGCCUCUGAAGAAGCGGAAGGGAGGCCCUGACGAGCCGGAGGGAAAGCGGAAGAAGGCGCGCACCACCUUCACCGGUCACCAGAUCUUCGAGCUGGAGCGGCAGUUCGAGAUCAAAAAGUACCUCGGCUCCGCGGAACGCACAGAGAUGGCCAAACUGCUGGACGUUACGGAGACACAGGUGAAGAUCUGGUUCCAAAACCGCCGCACCAAGUGGAAGAAGGCCGAGCUGGAGGCGGCUGCUCUGAAGGCGGCCGCAGCCAAACAGUCGGGCGCUGCCGACACUCCGUCAGACUUUGCGAGUGACACCAAGGCGCCUGCUGAGGGUCUCAAAGGCUCCCCUGUCAGUAAGGCAGUCAGCCCGAGGGACAACGCUGAGUGCAAACAGCCAACAGUUGUACCGAACGUCGAGAAAUCGACCGUGGUGCUGGACACAGUAGCUGAAGAAGAGAAGACUGCAGUGGCGACUGAGGGAAGCGAUAAGUCCAGUGGCAGCCCGGCUGCAGUUACCCGUUCUGAAGGCAAGGCGAGCAGCCCUUCCCCUUCUGCUGCUGUGGACGCUACCAGUGGACCGCAGAAUCAAGCCAGCCUCGUGGAGCAGAACCACAAAGACUCCACCCCUGCCGGGAAGAGCCCAUCCCCGGCCCCCAGCUCCGAUGGCGAGAUCGGCAGCCCUUCGGCGGACAACAGCCGCGACUCGACCUCAGCGCCGUCUACCGGCCGGGAUUCACAGACUGACGUUCCGGCUUCCGUCGCCGGUGGCGCCACCAUCCAGCCGACUGCCGGGCGACUGCUGGCCAGCGCUCUCGGUGUUCCCACGGGAGGGCGCCACCGGAGCGGGAUCGCCAAGCUCGAGCGGCUGGUGUUUCAGCGAGAGCGAGAGGCCGCCCUAUGUGGAGAGAGCUGAGCUGGCCGGCUGACGGAGCUCCCUGGACCAGAUGAGCGCGGAAUGAACUCGUAAGCGAGUGGAGUAGAUUCGCCGGAGCAUCGCUGCCCGGCUCGACAAAAUGCAGCAUCAGACUGUUUAUGGUGCAACUCGAUGAGAGGUCGAGUGAGGGUGUUGAUAACAUGAUAGGUUAAGUUGUUGAGUUGAGUACUUGUACUUAUUGCUAACAUUGUUUAAACUAUACUAAUCAUGUAUCGCCGUUCAGUAAUUUCCCAGCAGCACAACGUUGUAACUGUCUUAUCCUGUUUAUCUGUACAAACUACAAACAAAGUUAGCUCGCUUCAAGUCUACAGUAAUGGCUCUGAACUGACCCGAUAAAGACAGAACAACAGUUGAUGUCGACAAACUGUGUUGCAUCAAACACAUUUAGUUGCAAUGUAACAGUAUGAGAGUGAACAAAACUAACGAGGCAUGAGUAUGAGCUUUGUCGCGCGUACUUUCACUUAAAAAGUCCGCAAGUGAAUUGUUUAGCCAACUUUAUGACCUUCAGUGACCUGUUAAUUGUCGUUUGUUUGUCUUAUUUAUGGCGCGUAUGCAGAGUGAAAGUAUUUCCAGCCAUUUAAUUUACGCAUGCUGCGAGUCGCGGCCGUGAAUAGAGGCGGUCGUUUACAGCGUUGUAACAUGUUUGCAAUAUUUUGUUGUGUUGCCCAACGGCAGAGCAAUAGUGCACCUAAUACCCAGUGCCCAGGACCACUUGUAUGACCAAGAUCGCACAGUGUAACACAUACAUUACGGUCCCAUGCUAGUAAACGUGUGUUUGAGCUUGUAAAUAUGCAAUUUGUUAAUAAAUCGUAUCAUCGCGA